UGUGAUAACUGUGACCGUUGCUGGCCGUUACUCUGUAUCUGGGACAAAGAGAAGCUGCUCGAGAUUGAGGUUAAUGUUGAACCAAGUUAAGAUAAGACCUUGUCUAUUUGCAUUUGGUGCGCAGAACGACAUUCAUAUUUUGUGGUCAUUGAUUGAACAAUAAUAUUAUUAUUAUUUCAUCAUGAAGGUUGAACCAAGAUCUGUCACACCGUUUUUACAUUACCUCAGGAGUUUCUUUGCCGGGCGCGAAGCGAAAGAUUCAUUGAGGCAUCAUUUAUGGGAUUCGCAACCCCGGACACAACCACCUCCAAGUCUUCCUGAUGGUAUUAAUCAUAAACUUUCAAAAAACUACUACUAUUCUCGUGACGGACGUAGAGAAGCCAAACCAGACUUAGUAUUGAUUGAAAACUCCUCUAAAAAACUUAUUUCCAAACAGUCAGCGAAUGAAAGUCAAGGCAAACCAGCUGUGGCUCGCACUCCCGGAAAAGCGUACCCAUGGGAUACUCCAAUGCUAUAAAAUUUCUAGUCGUUUCCAGCUAUUCAUACCAGCGUAGAUUACAAUGCAGAAAACAGUUUGUUAAAUUAAAGUGAAUUCCAUUGC
This is a messenger RNA of Nilaparvata lugens (brown planthopper), 601 nucleotides long. Its product is annotated as NADH dehydrogenase [ubiquinone] 1 alpha subcomplex subunit 7. Gene Ontology annotation, biological process: mitochondrial electron transport, NADH to ubiquinone; ATP synthesis coupled electron transport. The coding region runs from base 182 to 517 and encodes 111 amino acids. NCBI's taxonomy places the organism in Eukaryota, Metazoa, Arthropoda, Insecta, Hemiptera, Delphacidae. Gene Ontology annotation, cellular component: mitochondrial inner membrane. The transcript has 3 exons. The record is from RefSeq and is a predicted model, not a curated record.